This is a messenger RNA of Macrobrachium nipponense, 1034 nucleotides long. RefSeq lists its product as uncharacterized. The transcript has 3 exons. The coding region runs from base 144 to 644 and encodes 166 amino acids. NCBI's taxonomy places the organism in Eukaryota, Metazoa, Arthropoda, Malacostraca, Decapoda, Palaemonidae. The record is from RefSeq and is a predicted model, not a curated record.
CGAAAUUCAAUGUCAGCAUAGUGCGAUGCUGACGGUAUAUAACGUUCUGCACAAAACCUCAAUUCGUCAGUAGCUUCUUCUUCUUCCACUCCAUCUUGUACAACAGCUUCUUGAUUCGUUGACGUCGAUCAGUUGGAGGAGACAUGUCGACAGCGAUCGGCCUAACGAUAGGCAGCGGCAGCAUCGUAGCCGGAGCUGCCACGGCUGUGGCGGGAGCUGUCGGUCUAGGUUUCUUGGGCGUGGCGUCCAUAUUCCGGCGUCGCAGUAGAAGCAGAAGCAAGCACAGGCCUACCGGUGGAUACGGUCGUCGUCGCAGGCGCGCUGCGAAGAACAAGAAGAACGUCGCCAUCGGCAACAGCCUGCGCUUGAUUCGUCAGGAGGACGUUACGGGAUGCGGCCUAAAGUUCAUGUGUGAGUUGGCCAAGAGGGAUCCGACGGGGCUCACGGUGGAAGAACUCUCCGUCCUCAAUCUUGUCGGGCCGGUGGUCAGACCCGGUGAAGGCCUCCUGCCGGACAGGGCCAUAGACGACUACCGGAGAGCCAAGGCUCUUGGGCAGGGAGGAGGGAGCUGUUCCGAGGCGUACCCUCUGUGUGCCUUCAGUGGCUCCCAGCUCAUGGAGACAGUCUCAGGAUUCUUGCCAUGAAGUACUGUACAAAGGACAGCUUUGCUAUGAUAGGUCGGCCUAGAGGAAUCCACGUCAGCAGCAUCGAGAUACUCAGAAUAGAUAAUAAUCGACUCAAAUUCCUUCGCUGCGCUCAGAGAUGCUCUCAUCCCAAGAGACGCUAUGCUAGUCCGUUUGCCGAUUUGCUUCUCCUCGCUUUUUCUAACGCAGAACCCGAUGUUACCAGGACUUAAUUCCCCUAACCCCCUAUACAUGACAAAUCUGUCUGUUGAUUAACUUAUUUAUUUGUUCUCCUAUGUAUUCAAAACUCUGAAAAAUACCAACAUUCCAUUUCCUGCUGAAGCUAGUAUAGAUGCAGAGGGAAGGUGGUAUUGUAUUUUAAGUCGAAUGACGAGUAAAAACGAAAUCAAA